GUGCAAUGGACGUACAGUGUAACGCAGUCAGACGUGGCGAAUAAAAAUUAAAAACAGAGAAAAAUUAACUACAUAAUCUAGUUAUUUAAUUAAAAAUACAUUAUGAAAUGACAAAAUCUGCGGUUACCUGAACGCCCAAAUGACAGUGUGCGAUACAUUAAGUUUACAUGGUUGCGUUGCGGAUAAGAUCACCCUAAUAGUUGUCACCAUCAAAUAAUAACAUAUAGAGUACCACAAAACUGACUUGUAAAAAUCCCUAACCUUGGCCGAAACAGUUCGAGCCGAAGUUAAGCCAGUUUCCUUUCAUGCAAUAAAUACAUAAAAGCAAGGUGAAUUCUUAACAAGUACGAAGUCCCUGUACUCACAUGCGGCGCGUCCUUUAAUUUUGCGGAGCAACAUGACGGUAUCCUGGACAGAUGAGUUAACCGAAGAUUCAGAAUUACCCCCUGUUGAAGAAAAGUUCGAUUCAGAACGUAACAUUAAAACUGUCGUACGAUAUUUCUUCAAUGAAGACGGUGAUUUGAUCAAGGAAACUAAAGAAUAUCAAAGAGAAAAACGAGUUGUUGCUUCACGAGUAGCGGACAGAAAAAAAUGGAAAAAGUUUGGCGCUUCAAAAUCUGAUCCAUCUGGCGGAAAUUUAGCCAAUACUUACCCAGCCGAUAUAGUUACCAUGCAAAUUGUUCAAUCAAGACAGGCAUGUGUAUAUUUUUGUUCAUUUACCAUUUAUUUAUUGUUUAAAAACUUGCCACAUACUACAGAUGAGAUGUCAAUCAUUUGACUGUCUGAAGUUAGUCAUAUGUGACGUAAAACCUAAGACAUGAGUGUUGGAUGUAGUUGUUAUACCAAGUUAGCAUAUCGAGAUGAACUAUCAAUGUAAAUCCCACCGUAGUAGAAUUAGCAACAGCACCAAUAGUACCUGAUACAUUAACGUGAUGAUCGUGCUUGCCUAUCCUGAUAACCCAACCGAGCUUUUUUAACUGUAACACGUUCCUUUAGGUCCUGUAAUGCCAUGGAAGCCGGCUGGAGACUAAAACCAGCAACUUAAGGUCCGAGGGCAAACUCGUAUUGAUGGUUACAGAGAGGUGUAAUAGAGGUCAGGUGUUUCCCUUAGGCAACUAGCAUCUGCAGCGAUGCUGUCUCCUCACAACGGAAAGAAAGAGUUAGAAAGGUCGAUCAUAAAAAUGUCACACCCCACCUUACCCCAUGGAUUUUCAUCUUCGUCGAUAAAGCGUUUUGAAGUGUGAAGCCAACACAUUAUAAAC
Schistosoma haematobium is the source of this 1262-nucleotide messenger RNA. Its product is annotated as Eukaryotic translation initiation factor 3 subunit G. Lineage: Eukaryota; Metazoa; Platyhelminthes; Trematoda; Strigeidida; Schistosomatidae. The coding region runs from base 398 to 778 and encodes 126 amino acids. The transcript is spliced from 2 exons. The record is from RefSeq and is a predicted model, not a curated record.